Molecule: messenger RNA, 4152 nt
Organism: Syngnathus typhle (broad-nosed pipefish)
Lineage: Eukaryota; Metazoa; Chordata; Actinopteri; Syngnathiformes; Syngnathidae
Gene: zfr
Product: zinc finger RNA binding protein
Exons: 20
Coding region: 120-3335 (1071 amino acids)
Cellular component (GO): precatalytic spliceosome
Molecular function (GO): single-stranded RNA binding; double-stranded RNA binding; zinc ion binding
Source: RefSeq, a predicted model, not a curated record
UCUGUCUGUCCGUCUGCAUUGGCUUUCGCGCAGGCGCUCGGACGCCAUUUCCGGGUGCGACAUGUAAUACUGUAUAAAUACGCUGACCUACUCGAUCGUCGCUAGAAUACGCAAAACCAAUGAUUCCCAUAUGUCCUGUUGUAUCCUUCACCUAUGUGCCCAGCCGGCUUGGUGAAGAUGCCAAAAUGGCUACCGGCAACUACUUUGGAUUCACUCAUGGUGCUGCCGCACAGUAUAGUCAGCAGCCAGCUGCCGGGGUAGCAUACACCCACCCAACAACGGUGGCCAGUUAUACAGUUCAUCAAGCACCUGUGGCAGCUCACACUGUGGCAGCAGCCUAUGCUCCCACAGCAGCAACCGUAGCUGUUGCUCGGCCUGCGCCUGUCGCAGUGGCUGCUGCGACUGCUGCAGCAUACGGGGGAUACCAGCCAACCCAUGCUACAGCUGACUAUGGCUACACUCAGCGGCAGCCUGAAGUUCCGCCACCACCACCACCCGUCACCUCACAAAACUACCAGGACUCCUACUCCUAUGGCCGGUCCACAGCUUCUGCUGUGGCAUAUGACAGCAAGCAGUACUACCAACAGCCAACUGCAACUGCAGUGGUUGCAGCUGCUGCUCAGCCCCAACCUACUGUUGCAGAGUCCUACUAUCAAACAGCCCCAAAACCAGGGUAUAGUCAGGGGGUAACAUCAUACACCCAGACCCAGCAGACUCGCCAGGUGACGGUCAUAAAGCCAGCUGCACCCAGUCCCGCAACAUCCUCUUUUUCCAUCUACCCUGUGACCUCCACUGUGCAGCCCGUGGCUGCUGCCGCCUCUGUGGUCCCAUCAUAUUCUCAGAGUCCAACUUACAGCACAAAUGCUGUCACCUACUCUGGAACCUCAUAUUCAGGAUAUGAAGCAGCGGUCUAUUCAGCAGCCUCAAGUUACUACCAACAACAGCAGCAGCACCAGAAACAGGCGGUGGCUGCUGCAGCUGCAACUGCAGCAUGGACUGGAAACACUUUCACGAAGAAACCACCUUUUCAGAAUAAGCAGCUCCGACCCAAGCAGCCACCAAAACCCCCCCAAAUCCACUAUUGUGACGUUUGUAAGAUCAGCUGUGCUGGGCCUCAGACUUACAAGGAACACCUGGAAGGCCAGAAGCACAAAAAGAAGGAAGCAGCACUCAAGGUUUCGCAAAACAGUAACAGUAGCAGCGGUAGUGGGUUAUUGGCCCGAAGUUCUCAAAAUCAACUCCGCUGUGAGCUUUGUGAUGUUUCCUGCACUGGUGCAGAUGCUUAUGCUGCCCAUAUUCGGGGGGCCAAACAUCAGAAGGUUUUGAAGCUUCAUACCAAACUUGGAAAGCCAAUUCCCUCCACUGAACCCAGCAUGGUGACUCAAAGUUCAUCUUCAACCACAUCUGCCCCAAGCAAAACCAUCACUUCAACAUUAAACAGUUCCUCUACCAGCACCAGCUCUCUUGGUGUGGCUGCUUCUUCAUCCGGUACUGCAUACCUAAAACCUGUCAGCCUGGUCAGCGCAAUUGGUGCCAAGAACCAACUUGUGAGCAAUUUGUCUGCUUCCAACUCUACCACGCCUGGAAAGAAAGUCAACACCACCAAGAUUAAUUUUGUUGGUGGUACUAAAUUGCAAACCACAGUGAAGACUGAAGAGUGCAAAGGCGAGACCCCCAAGACUGCAAUGUCCUCCUCAGCUGCUGUAGAUGUCAAUACAGAGGUUUCAGAAUCUCUAUCUGCAUCGACCCUGGCUGCACUGCAGAGUGAUGUCCAACCUGUUGGACAUGACUAUGUUGAAGAGGUCCGAAAUGAUGACGGCAAAGUGAUCCGCUUCCAUUGCAAGCUCUGUGAAUGUAGUUUCAACGAUCCAAAUGCAAAAGAAAUGCAUUUAAAGGGACGGAGGCAUCGCCUGCAAUACAAGAAAAAGGUCAACCCAGAUUUGCAGGUGGAGGUGAAGCCUAGCAUCAGAGCAAGGAAGAUUCAAGAAGAAAAGAUGAGAAAGCAGAUGCAAAAAGAGGAAUACUGGAGAAGACGAGAGGAAGAGGAACGUUGGCGAAUGGAAAUGCGGCGAUAUGAAGAAGACAUGUAUUGGAGACGUAUGGAAGAAGAACAGCACCACUGGGAUGAGCGCCGUCGUGGACCAGAUGGAGGGUAUCCACAGGGUCCACCUGGCCCUCCGGGUCUUCUCGGAGUUCGACCUGGUAUCCCAGGUUUACAGCCACAGGGUCCUCUGCACCUUCGGCGACCUGACUCUUCAGAUGACCGCUAUGUCAUGACCAAGCAUGCGUCCAUCUACCCCUCAGAGGAGGAGCUGCAGUCUAUUCAGAAAAUUGUGUCAAUCACAGAGCGGGCCCUCAAGCUGGUUUCAGACAUAAUAACAGAUGAGGAGAAGAUCAAGGAAGAUGAUGACGACGAAAAGAAAGAAACACCAAAAGAUAGGUGUGACAUCGACAGAGCCCUGAAGGGUGUGAUGAGAGUGGGAGUCCUGGCAAAAGGGUUACUUCUUCGGGGUGACAAGAAUGUCAACUUAGUCCUGCUCUGCUCGAAGAAGCCCACCAAAAGUCUCCUUACACAAAUCGUGGAACUCCUCCCUAAACAGCUAACAAUAGUAGCACCAGAAAAAUAUGAUGUUAAAGGGUCGCUCCAAGAAGCAGCCAUCAUUCUUUCAUCCUGUACAGAGCCAAAGAUGCAAGUGACCAUCACUUUGACUUCACCUGUAAUCAGAGAGGAAAAUGGCCGGGAUGGAGAUGUAACUUCGGGUUUGGUGAAAGACCCAGCGGACGUCUUGGACAGGCAAAAAUGCCUUGACGCUCUGGCUGCUCUGCGCCACGCUAAGUGGUUCCAGGCUAGAGCAAAUGGACUGCAGUCAUGCGUGAUCAUCAUUCGGGUACUCCGAGACCUCUGUCAUCGAGCUCCAACCUGGUCGUCCUUCCCAGGAUGGGCCAUGGAGCUGCUUGUGGAAAAGGCCAUCAGUAGUGCCGCUGCACCGCUUAGCCCAGGCGAUGCAUUAAGGCGUGUCUUCGAAUGCAUUUCAUCUGGGAUUUUACUCUCUGGUGGGCCUGGACUGAUGGAUCCAUGUGAAAAGAGUGCUGUCGAUACCCUGGAAGCCAUUGGAGAGCAGGAAAGAGAGGACAUAACCUUAAGUGCCCAGGUUGCGCUGAGGCUGUUGGCAUUCCGUCAUGUUCAUAAGGUUUUGGGCAUGGACCCUCUGCCGCAGACGAACACUCGUUUCGUUGUCAACAGCAGUCGCAAGCGUCGCCAUGAGAACAGUGACGGGGGAGACAGCUUUGAGGGUGAAGGCAAAAAGGAUAAGAAGGAUUAUGAUAUUUUGUAAGCUUCACAGUUGCAACAUGUUAGAGAAAAAGUUGUACUCACCUGUCUAAAAUGGGGUUCACCAUCUACUGUGUGUACUGGCUUAGCUACAAUAAAAAGUUUUUUUUCCCUUUUUUUUAAUUAUGCUAUAAAUGCACCGGUGUAAUUCCAACCUCACUUGUAAUAGAGAAAGAAAACUGUCUUGGUGUAUUGGUUUUAGUUGUAGAUUUCUUAAUGGUUGGGUUCCAUCUGUACAAGUUAGAGCAGUUUUUUUUAACCUGAAAAAGUUAUAUUAUUAAGUUUUGUGAUAUUGUCAAAUGUUGGUGACAUUGGCUUUCUUAACAAUGCGCUGUUACUUCCCUUUGCUUGCUUUGAUGUGGUGAAGAGAAAUGUUUUAUUCUAUUGUGCAUCAGGAGGCAAGGGGGUUAUUCAUUCAUUUGUACGGUUCUGUUCCAAGAUGAAUUUUUUUUUUUUUUUUUUUGGCUACUGAGACACAUUAAUCUGGCCAAUUCACUCUUCUAAAGGGUCUUGAAGUAUGGAAUUGCUGCUUGUAUAAUCUUAAAUAGAUGGAGAGACUUUGAUUUGUGGAAAGCAUGACUAUUCUGAAUGCAUAUAUUGGAAUUGGAAAUGUAUUUUUCCUCAAGAAAGUUAGUCUUGUCACCCUUUUGUUGUCUUGGCUAAGUGCUAUAUUCAAUGCUGGAAGUAAAACAAAUCCUGUUAGGAAAGGGAAGGAUGGUCAUAUACCUCCCUCUGUUUGACGUGUUCUGAACGCUUGUGUUCUGACAUGCUUCCUGCUGUGCAAUUCCAGGAGCACAAUAAAUUUACAGAUUUAAGAGCUA